This is a messenger RNA of Linepithema humile (Argentine ant), 4018 nucleotides long. The record is from RefSeq and is a predicted model, not a curated record. Lineage: Eukaryota; Metazoa; Arthropoda; Insecta; Hymenoptera; Formicidae.
UUAAUAUAUGUUAUUUAUUCCAUUAAACGAUUCCUUAAUUUUGUAAUAUCAAAAACGAAAAGUCAUCCCAUACAACAUGUAUUGCAAUGUUUUUUACUCAACUCCGCUAAAGUAAAAGAAUUAAAAUAGUAAAAUUUACAGAGCAGUUAAGUCAUAAAUAUACAAACAUAAAUGCUUGCAAUCGAUAUAAAUCCGGCAUAUUUAACAUUGAUGCCGUGAAAAAUGCAAGCAAUUAUCAUGCCUCAAUUGAUACGAAAGAAAACACACAAGUAUCAUUUUAGCGCUCUUCUCUGGCAUCAGAAUCGAACUUUACCGAAUUCCACUUAAAUGUCUAAUUGUAAACAAUACAUGAAGCGUUCGUGUACAUUUAACGCGAUGUCGCGUGGUGUUGCGUGUCAGCUGUGUGCGCGAUACACGCGAGGCCAACUCCACGGCGCUCGUGAACGAGAAUUAGCACGACGGAGUUAGCGCCACUCAUUCACGGAACGGCAGUUUGUAGGCAGCCGUUUUUCGAUUCCUUUUGGCGUUCGCGAAUCGGUCUAUCUCGCGCCGUUCCACCGCGGAGAUAUCUUUCACGCGAAAUUUCUCGUACAAUCUCCGCCAGGCGCACUCUCAUCUGUCGGCUACGGCGUCGCGAUUUGACGAGUUCGGGAGAAACGGCGGCAUGCUCGUCGUUCAAUAGCCUGAAGAUAUCCGAUGGCGCGCGCCAUCGUGGACGUGGCAGCAGUGCUUCAGCUAAAGACCCGUUCAAGGCUUUCUUUCAUGGCGAAUGGUGCGUUACUUGGUGAUUAAUUCGCGCGAACACUUUCCUCGUGUAUCAAACUAGCUACGCGGCAUGUGUCGCGAUGGGCGAAGAUAAUCGCGUGCCCGAUAUUUGCGAGACGUGAUCUCGUGGCUCAGUGUUUGCAGUGAUGCCCGCAAGUGUGAUAUCGAGUAUCGCGCGCAUCCGUGGAUACUCGAGUUACUGACUCUGUUUCUUUCUUUGUCUCGACGAGAUGCAAACAAUACAGUUUUAGCGAGUGUAUAGAUGAACGGCGACUGGGCGUUUUACAGUUUUCGUUUAUCGUGUGAUUUAUCCGAAACACAAGUUUAACGGACAGUUCGGACACGCUAUCAGCAAAAACGUUUGAAAAUUUUUCAAUCUUCUCCACCGCUGAAGAGGUUAAAUAUUAUCGCGGUGGGCGAUUUCGCAACGCGUUAACAGCAGUGCGUCUCGGAGAGCUCGUCUUUCCCGUCUUUCUGCAUGCUUUAUUCGGAAAGUACCAGAGAACGGUGACGUCAUGUACUGAAACAAGCUGUUUUCUCGUAGCAGGUGCGCGUGUCGAAUUUUUGAAAUUGUAAAUUGUACGCACAACUCGUUCAAAUCACUUAUUAUUACCACACUGUGAACGUACAAAGCUGAUUUCGGAGUAGAUCUAAAUUUGCCGAGCAUACAUUGUGUGAAAGUGAACAUUGCUAUGAUACGAUGAAUUUGUGUUGUAUCACAUUAAUACAUUAAUAGCUUAUAAUGUGCAUUUAUGUCUCAAUCGUGUAUAUACGCUUGUAUUAGUAUAUAGAAAUCGUAUAGAAUGAGAUAUUGACUGAAUUAUCACAGCGCAAAUCAAUUCCUGCAAAUUCUUUGUAUCCAAUGUGCUGCGUGUAUAAGUGCAGCAUACAUUAAUUGAGAAAAGGACAAAUAUCAGUGUAGAUUACUUGUUAGUUUGACACAACAAUAUGGAUUCCGAAGAAGAAACACUUUACGAUGACGUCGACUCUGGUAAUGAGUCCAGUGGCGACGAUGUUGACUUUGCCAUGGAAAUAGAAUCUGGUAAUCCACGCGAGCGGGCUACCGAUGUCGAUGAAUAUCCCUUUGAAGUACUUUCCACGGAAGAGAUUGUACAGCACAUGGUUGAUUCUAUAAAGGAAGUCAACACUGUUGUCGAAAUACCAGCAACGACUACACGUAUUUUAUUAAAUCAUUUUAAAUGGGAUAAAGAGAAAUUGAUGGAACGUUUUUACGAUGGCGAUCAAGAAAAGUUAUUCGCUGAAGCACGUGUCAUUAAUCCAUUUAGAAAGGGUCCUUUAAUAAGCAGAAAUCGAUCCUCUCAAAGUUCUCUGUCCAAAAGAACGACAAAUGGAACAGAGGAAUGCGGAAUCUGUUUUAUGAUCCUGCCAUCUUCAAUGAUGACUGGUCUCGAGUGUGGACAUCGUUUUUGUACUGGUUGCUGGGGCGAAUAUUUGACGACUAAAAUUAUGGAGGAAGGAGUUGGACAAACAAUUGCAUGCGCUGCUCAUGCUUGUGACAUUUUAGUUGAUGAUGCCAGUGUUAUGCGGCUUGUCAAAGAUUCCAAAGUUAAACUAAAAUAUCAACACUUAAUUACUAACAGCUUCGUAGAAUGUAAUAGGUUAUUGAGAUGGUGUCCCUCUCCCGAUUGUAACAAUGCUGUUAAAGUGCAGUAUGUAGAAGCAAGACCUGUUACUUGCAAAUGCGGACAUAUUUUUUGUUUUCAUUGUGGUGAAAACUGGCAUGAUCCUGUAAAAUGCCAUUUACUCCGUAAAUGGAUCAAGAAGUGCGAUGAUGAUUCCGAGACAUCAAAUUGGAUCGCUGCUAAUACAAAAGAGUGUCCCAAAUGCAACGUUACUAUCGAGAAAGACGGUGGGUGUAAUCACAUGGUUUGCAAAAAUCAGAAUUGUAAAACUGAAUUUUGUUGGGUGUGUCUUGGACCUUGGGAGCCACAUGGCUCCAGCUGGUACAACUGUAAUCGUUAUGAUGAAGAGGAAGCUAAAGUAGCCAGAGAUGCGCAAGAGAAAUCCAGAUCAGCUUUACAGAGAUAUUUAUUUUAUUGCAAUAGAUAUAUGAAUCAUAUGCAAUCACUGAAAUUUGAGAGUAAAUUGUACGCCAGUGUGAAGGAAAAGAUGGAAGAGAUGCAACAGCAUAACAUGUCGUGGAUUGAGGUACAAUUUUUAAAAAAGGCAGUUGACAUUUUGUGUUCCUGUAGACAGACUCUUAUGUACACUUACGUCUUUGCUUAUUAUGUGAAAAAGAACAAUCAGUCUGUGAUCUUUGAAGAUAACCAAAAGGAUUUAGAGAGCGCCACAGAGUGUCUCUCUGAAUAUCUUGAAAGAGAUAUUACGAGCGAAAAUCUUGCAGACAUUAAACAGAAGGUUCAGGAUAAAUAUAGAUACUGCGAUAGUCGAAGAAAAGUGCUUUUAGAACAUGUCCACGAAGGGUAUGAGAAAGAAUGGUGGGACUACAAGGAAUAGAGAAUUUUAACUAGUUUUAUUUCUUGGGGUGUGACACAAGUUCUCUUCCUUCCCACCUCUGCCCCAGCUGUGAUAAACCAAGAAAGAGCUAAUAAGAGACAGAAAUGGAGCAUGUCACAAAGUGAUAAAUGUGUUAUAUGCACUGUGGCCACCACAUAUAAUGUCGUUUAUGAUGAAUAUUGAAAUCGAUCUAUUAAAAUUUCAUCCGAUCAUCAACAAGUUGAUUGGACAAUAUUUUGAUUUGCGCUUGCUGUGUGUUGUAUAUUAUUGUAGAUCAUUGAUCCUUGAUAAAAAAAAUGCCCUAUUGUUUUAGAUAACUGUAAGAAGAUUAGUUAUAUUAACAAAUGCGCCGCGUCAUUAAUAUCAGACAUGCGUUGUAAUACAAAAUUACUCGACUAAAAGUUCACUUAUAUUUUACUUGACAUAUUUUAUCGAUACUUGUCGAUUGUACGCUUUUUAAAUCCUAAGAACUUAUUAAUUUUCUUCCCAUUAUAAUUUUAAGGAUAGCUGUUUAAAAUGUAAAACAAAUCAGGUACAACUAAGAUGAAUUUAUCUGAACUGUUUUGCUCUAUUUUGGACCACGAUACGUCCAGGCUACAACUGCCAAUCUUUAAGAAACACUAAAUUACCAUAUGCGUAUCGUCAGUGCUAUGUAAUCAAUUUUUAAUGGUUGAGUUUUCCCUGCUCUUGCUUGUGUAUUGUUUCAAGAGAAAGUUAAAUAUAUUUUAAAAUAUCUUGUGCAAGACAGUGAAAAUAUAGCCAGUUUUCUCUUUUU